Linum trigynum is the source of this 519-nucleotide messenger RNA. Lineage: Eukaryota; Viridiplantae; Streptophyta; Magnoliopsida; Malpighiales; Linaceae. The record is from the annotation of a GenBank genome assembly.
AUGAUAUCGCCGGAGCUCCAGCCCCGAUCCUUCCGCCCCUACAUAGCCUCCUCCCUCAGCGCCCCAUCUUUCUCCUCCUUCAACAACGAUGGCCGUUCCUACUCCCCCGAACAAUCCGCCACCGCGACCGGCGGCUCCAACUCUCACUACCCUGCCGGCGCUCAGUCCUCCUCCGCUGCCUCAAGAUCCCGAUUCUCCCCUUCAUCCUUCUCCCACAACGCCAGAAUCGCCAUUGCUCUCGUCCCCUGCGCCGCCUUCCUCCUCGAUCUCGGCGGCGCUCCCGUCGUUGCUACCCUCACCCUAGGCCUCAUGCUCUCCUACAUCCUCGAUUCCCUCGACCUCAAGUCUGCCGCCUUCUUCGGAGUAUGGCUCUCUCUGAUCGCCUCUCAGAUUGCUUUCUUCUUCACCUCCUCCCUCAUCUCCGCCCUCAGCUCCGUCCCCCUCGGGCUCCUCGCCUCCUUCCUCUGCGCGCAGGCCAAUUUCCUCAUCGACGUCUGGGCCGCUCUCCAGCUCAAGUAG